Messenger RNA from Scophthalmus maximus (turbot), 4924 nucleotides. It is a transcript of the gene has3, whose product is annotated as hyaluronan synthase 3. The transcript is spliced from 5 exons. Gene Ontology annotation, molecular function: hyaluronan synthase activity. Gene Ontology annotation, biological process: extracellular matrix assembly; hyaluronan biosynthetic process. The record is from RefSeq and is a predicted model, not a curated record. NCBI's taxonomy places the organism in Eukaryota, Metazoa, Chordata, Actinopteri, Pleuronectiformes, Scophthalmidae. The coding region runs from base 1306 to 3042 and encodes 578 amino acids.
AAAAGUAUGUAUAUGUAUAUAUAUAUAUUUAUAUGUGUAUAUGUAUAUAUAAAUUUAUUGAUCCAACAACUGGGACGUUCGGGUGUUACCUCAGCAAGUUAUCAUGCUCACAACUUACAAAUACUAAAAACAUAAGAAAAAAUAUAUAUAAAACCCACAAAACUAUACAAAUAUAAGGAAUAAAAAUAUUAAACGGCGUUUAAUAGGUGCUGCAGCAAAAAAUCUGUCAAUAAUGAAAUUACAGAUUAAUUAACACUUUGGAACAAACGUGUAAAGUAGAGACUUCUCAUCUCCCCGGGUCGAGUGCAGGUGGUUUUGGGUCGAAGACGUCGUCGUGACUUUGAGCUCACUACUGUGUCCGUGGAUGAGUUCCUCUUAUCUUUGAGAUUCAUGAGCAAUAACAUGAAUCAGGAACUGGACACUCGCUGCCACGAUAUGUCAACAAGGUCAAACUGGGUUUGAACAGAGGAACGACACAUUCCUCCUUUUGUUUCAUCCAUCGGGCCGAGAGGCGAACACAGAGUCUGAGGCUCGACCUUCUCUGUCGCCUCUGUGUGAACAUGCAGCAGACAAACAGACCGGGCUGCAGUCGUCUCUCUGCAGCUCCGGGAAUACUUUGCUCCUCCGACACCGUCACGGUGUCACCGCAGCAGCAGGUCGAGAGAGAAGCGCAGCCUCUUUCAUCACCGGUGGCAGAUUCAGGCCUGAACGCUGCACCUGCAGCAACGGCAAGAAGUGUUUCUUCUCUGAAUGUCAAAGUCAGACGCGCCACUUGGGUGCAACACACAGUUAAAUGACUUUACUUUAAAAUAGGGCCGCAGCUAACAAUUGUUUUUUCAUUAUGGAUUAAUCUGCCGGUUAUUUUCUGGAACAAUCGAUUCGUUGUUUGGUUCAUAAAAUGAUGAAAAAUGUCGAUCGUGUUUCCUCAAAACCUCAAGAUGAUGUUUUGUUUUGUCCACACACCAAAGAUGUUCAGUUCACUGUCACAGAGCAAAGAAACCAGAACACAUUCAUAUUUAAGAAGCUGAAAUCAGAGAAUUUUGACUUUAAAAUAGACAAAAAACUGUAGAAACAUGUUAAAAAGCUUAAUGUUUAUGGAUCAUUUUCAUGUUAAUAUCUGUUUCCGCAGGGGCCUUCUCCCGAUUUGGCCAAUGAAACCGUCGCGUUGCGUCACGGGAACUGUCACAUCCAACAAUUAUUGAAUCUUUCCUGUGCCGGGGUCCUCACGUCUCGGAGUCACGGGAGGAGGAGGAGGUCACGGUCCAUUGGCGAGUCACGAGAGGAGGAAACAACCUGGAGACGACCAUGAGCCUCUUCAGCCUCCGGAGGAUGCCCUCCCGCUGCAGGAAUGUGCUGAACAUCGCGGUGACCACCCUCUUCGCUGCGGUGGUCCUCUUCACCAUCCUGCUGGCCUACGUCACAGGCUACCAGUUCAUCCACACUGAGCAGCACCACCUGUCCUUCGGCCUCUACGGUGCCUUCCUCUCGCUGCACCUCUUCCUCCAGAGCCUCUUCGCCUUCCUGGAGCAUCGGCGGAUGAGGAGCCCCGCCCGGCCGCAGCACCUCCGCCGCUCCGUGGCCCUCUGCAUCGCCGCCUACCAGGAGGACCCGGACUACCUGCGCAAGUGCCUGCGCAGCGUCCGGCGGAUCUCCUUCCCCGGCCUGAAGGUGGUGCUGGUGGUGGACGGCAACCGGCCGGAGGACCGCUACAUGAUGGACAUCUUCCAGGAGGUGAUGGGCGGCGCAGACCAGGCCGGCAGUCUGGUGUGGAAGGGGAACUACCACAGCGACGGGAGCGGGGGGGGAGGAGGCGGAGUCGGGGGAGGAGGCGGAGUCGGAGGAGGAGUCGGAGGACGCGGCAGGAGCACGGUGCACAUGGAGGAGGCGGCGCGAGUCGCCCGGCUGGUCAGAGGCUGUCGCUUCUCCUGCGUCAUGCAGGAGUGGGGCGGGAAGCGAGAGGUGAUGUACACGGCCUUCAAGGCGCUGGGGGACAGCGUGGAUUAUGUGCAGGUGUGUGACUCAGACACAGUCCUGGACCCGGCAUGUACCAUAGAAAUGCUGAAGAUCCUUGAGGAAGACGCGAGGGUGGGAGGAGUCGGUGGAGACGUGCAGAUCCUCAACAAGUACGACUCGUGGAUCUCCUUCCUCAGCAGCGUGCGCUACUGGAUGGCCUUCAACAUCGAGCGCGCCUGCCAGUCCUACUUCGGAUGUGUCCAGUGCAUCAGCGGGCCCCUGGGCAUGUACCGGAACUCCCUGCUCCAGCGCUUCCUGGAGCCCUGGUACCACCAGACCUUCCUCGGCUCCAAGUGCAGCUUCGGCGACGACCGCCACCUCACCAACCGGGUGCUCAGCUUCGGCUACAAGACCAAGUUCACGGCGCGGUCGCAGUGUCAGACCGAGACGCCGACGCAGUACCUGCGCUGGCUCAACCAGCAGACUCGAUGGAGCAAGUCCUACUUCCGCGAGUGGCUGUACAACGCCCUGUGGUUCCACAAGCACAGCCUCUGGAUGACCUACGAGUCCGUGGUCACCGGCUUCUUCCCCUUCUUCCUGGUCGCCACCGUCAUCCACCUCUUCUACCGCGGGAGGCUGUGGAACAUCCUGCUCUUCCUGCUGACGGUGCAGCUGGUCGGGAUGGUGAAGGCCACCUACGCCUGUUUCCUGCGCGGCAGCCUGGUCAUGAUCUUCAUGUCGCUCUACUCGCUGGUCUACAUGUCCAGCCUGCUCCCUUCCAAAAUAUUCGCCCUGCUCACCAUCAACAAGGCGGGAUGGGGCACGUCGGGCCGCAGGAAGAUCGUGAUCAACCUCAUCGGCGCCGUGCCCGUCACAGUGUGGGCGCUGGUGCUGCUCGGAGGCGUGGCCUACACGGUCUACUGCGAGACACAGGAGCCGUUCAGCGAGACAGAGAAAGCCUUGUUGAUAACGGGGACAAUACUCUACGCCUGCUACUGGGUCAUUCUGCUGGUGCUCUACCUCGCGAUCGUCGCCAAGCGGUGUAACAAGCGGGAGGAGCAGUAUCACCUGCCGUACGCGGAGGCAUAAACCCACUGCCAGAGAGAGACUGGUGGGGACGUUCGCGCCCACAUUUCACCGCAGUACGAUUCCAGUCAGGUCUCCGUUGACCCGCGCGCGCCGCUGGAGCCACGAGCUUCGUGGAGUGGGAACAGUCACGUCGCCGUCACUGGUGCUAAAGAAGAUGUGAAUCUGAAGUCCGAGCCGCAGGAAUCUCUUCGAUUUGUGGGAGUUGACGGGACGCACACACUCCCGCUCACAUCCUCCUCAAUGGUGCUUCACAUUGACAAACCAAACCCCAACGGGACGGACCCAGGUUUUUAAAAGUGUUCAUACAAUUGUAACGUUGACGUGCUCAGAAGAACAUUAGGUAGUUUAUCGGUGCAGGUUGUAAGCUGGUCAACCCGACAGGCGGGAGCGGUGCGGCGCUUCUGAUGAAUAUUAAGCAGGAGAAGGGACAAAGUACAAGAUACAACGGUCAUAGUAAGAGGUCGGUUGAUUUUUAAUGUUCUUCGUUCUUAUUAAAAAAAGAGAUCAAAUGUGACGGGACUGAGACUUCUGGAAUUCUAGAAGUGUUCAGUCUAAAGAUCCUGACAAGGCAACCAGUAAAUUAGGAGAUGUUAUUUUCUGAGGCAAAAACAUGGCGGCUCAAGUUGUGUCUGUUCACAUCUCGAAAAUUAUGCUUCAGCAGAUAGAGAGUAUUUUUUGUGAGCCAAAGCUAAAGGAUACGUCCUCGUACAGUUUAGUCGUGGAGGGAAGUUAUAUUCCUACACAGACAGUAGGAAUGAUAACAACCAUAAAUCUCUUUUAACCAUAGACUGUAUAUAAAGAUGGCCGACGCGUCUCCACCUUCUGUAGCCAAAAUAUCCUGAAUCUGUGCUGGUGACGUCGUUUGGGACCAGAGUCUGUCCAAUGUACGAGCUCGACCAAUCGUGAGUCGGCGUCAGCUGUCAAUCGUGAUGUCUUUAGCCCUCAUCACAUAACUAAUGAAUACCAAACUGAUAAGAAACACGAACACUUGAACAAACAUCCGUGUGAUAAGAACGACCUAAAACGACAGAAACCAUCUUUUGGAAAAAUGUAUUUCACAUGUUUUUUGAUUUGUUUUUGUCCAUGUCCCAUCUGCUAACAUGGAUGGGGGCGGGGUUUAGCGAGCCAGCCACCAGGGGGCCACCGGUGGCUUCACCUUUGGGAGAUGUCACGUCGUCCAUCUUUAUUUACAGUCUAUGCUUUUGUCAUACAUAUAGGUGUGUAAUGUAUGAAGAUGGACUUCAAAUCGAUCCUUUAAAUGUACAUGUCUCCGACAGCGGUCACUGCUGAGAAGUUCCAAUCUACGCACCUGGAGUUUUCUCUUGUCUCCCACUUCCUGGAUGUGGCGGCGGUGACGACCCGCCCCCGUGUAAUACUCCCGUCUCUCAGCCGUGAAACAGCACAAUCAUCUGCUCCAGCUGUGAUUUACCAGACAAUCAAAGUCGUUUCCAAACACGUGACAUGAAGCAGCUGUAUUUUUUGGUGCUGUUGAACAGUGUCAAAUAGUGUAACUUAUUGUCGUCAUUUCACAGUUCACCACCGGGGGCGUAGUUUCAUUCAGCGAGUCAGAGAUUUAAAAAAAAAAACCUGUAUAUGUCCGUUUUUACAUAUUGUAAAGUUGCCAAACUACGUUUUACUACUGGGCUUGUAGAAGACUGAAAACCAAAGAGGAUUUCUUUGAAACGAGAGCGUUUUUAGUUUUUCUAUCGAUUGACAUUUCCUAAAUAUUUGUGCGAUUUCAUUUCUCUUCAUAUUGUUUUUAUGUUUGAGCGCGCUGUACGAGUUUGAACACUUGAAAUCUUGGAAAAGGACACGUGCUGUACUGUACAUUAAAGUGCUGCCUCCGCCUCUCCGGGGGUCGAGCGGCGACGUGAUGAUGAGA